This is a messenger RNA of Symbiodinium sp. CCMP2592, 360 nucleotides long. NCBI's taxonomy places the organism in Eukaryota, Dinophyceae, Suessiales, Symbiodiniaceae. The record is from the annotation of a GenBank genome assembly.
AUGUCGCUUCUCUCUGGCUCUGGGGUGCUUGUGCAGGCUGAGGGCUUCGACGUGGAGAAAGUUUGCGACGAGAUCGACCCCGACAAAGUUUGGAAGACGCCCGGGCAGGCGUUGUGGUGCGUGCACAAGCAGUUGCAGCAGCCCUCUCAACCGCUAUAUCUGCAGGCUAUUGGAGGAGCAACUGCCAACUCUGCAGAGGCACUGGCGCAGAUGUACAAGCUUCAUUAUGCCAUGCGGGCUGCGCGAUUGGCCAAACUUGGGGCGGGACCUGGCACUGGACCUGGCUCAGCUCCCACAGGUGGAUAUGCAGAAGGUCAACCAGGGGGAGCCCAGCCGCCACCCAGCGCGGCAGCCUCUUAG